GGGUAUUCACUAGUAAAAAUCUACCGCAUAGCCACUGAAGUGCCACUACAAAAUCGUGGCUAAAAAAUAAAAGCCACGCUGACGCCACGUUUUAAGAACGAAGCGAAACAAGCCACGGUAAAUCUAAAUAAAGCCACGGUCUAGUCACGAAAAAAUGGGUGGCUAUAUAUAGCCACGAAGAAGCAACGAAUUAUUCGUGGGAACAAAUAUAGCCACGAAUUUACCACUAAUAAAAGAGUGGCCAUGUUUUGUUUUGUUGUGCCGACAUCAAAAAGAGAUACAGCCACGGUUUUUUCAUGGCUAUUGCGUGGCUAUAUGUACUUUAUUCAGUCCGUGGCAGAGAAAGAUUCGAUUGGGCUGUGAUAUUUUAAAAAGCCACGGAAUGUUCGUGGCUAAAGAGUGGCUACUUUGAAAUAUAUAUACACUACACAACCGUAACAUUUAGAACUUUUGUUCUUCACUCAAAUUUUCUAAACAAAAUGUCUUUCUACUUUCAGUCUAGAGAAUGGAUGGAUCAAAGAAUUGAUCCUGGGAGUAAUUGCGUUUCAGAAACAUUUCUCGGAGGUAUUGACGCAUUUAUUCAAUUUGCGUGUAACCAAGCUGAUUACAAAGAAAGAGAGACUUUAUUGUGUCCGUGUGCUCGAUGCAAAAAUGUGAAGCAACGAGAAGCAAGAGUUGUCGCAAGACAUCUAUUCUUAUACGGUUUUAAGGGAAAUUAUUAUGUUUGGACGAGUCAUGGAGAGAAAUUCUAUGAUGUUGGUGAGAGUUCCGGGGCGAAUCAGUCGACUGGUGAAGAAGAAAUGUGGGAGAAUCCUACUUGGAAUGCUUAUGAAAAUCACCAUCAGAAUAUUCCAGAAGUACAAGAAGACAUUGCGCCACCUUACAUGCCAGAAUCUAUAGAAGAGAUGGGCAUAGCGGAACCAUAUCACGAUAGUGUUUUUGAAGCAUUUGAAGCAGCCACUCAACCUCUCUACGAAGGAUGUGCAGAGGGAAUAUCUCAGUUGUCUCUUGCUUCGCGGAUGAUGAAAGUGAAGACAGAUUAUAAUCUACCAGAAGCUUGUGUAGAUGAGAUAUCUGAAGUAUUUAAAAACAUACUUCCACAGCCAAAUAAAGCUCCAGCAACAUAUUAUGAGACAAAGAAACUGACACGAGCGCUUGGGUUACCCGUACAGAAGAUUGACGUUUGCGUGAAGAAUUGUAUGUUAUUUUGGAAAGGAGAAGAUGCGAAUUUGGUCAGUUGUCGGUUUUGUGGAGAAGAUCGCUACUACCCGAAGAAUGGAAAAGGUAAAAACAAACCGAAACAGAGAAUGUUUUACCUGCCAAUUGCAGAUCGUCUGAAGCGUCUAUACCAACUCGAGGCGACAGCUUCCAAUAUGCGGUGGCAUAAGGAACAUGUGACUCCGGAAGGAGAAAUGCAUCACCCAUCUGAUGCCAUUGCGUGGAAACACUUUAAUGAGUUAUAUCCUGGUUUUGCUGCUGAAAGCCGGAAUAUUUAUCUAUGCUUAUCAACAGAUGGGUUUAAUCCGAUUGGUAUGAAUGGCGAAGCACAUUCCCUUUGGCCCGUUAUUGUAAGUCUAUACAAUUUGCCUCCGGGAAUGUGUAUGAAAAGAGAAUUCUUUUACCUUUCGGUGCUAAUUUCGGGGCCCAAACAUCCAAGAAAAAGCUUAGAUAUUUACCUUCAGCCUUUGAUUGAAGAAUUACAGAGUUUAUGGAAGGAUGGUGUGGAGGCAUAUGAUAUUUCAAGGAAAGAAAGAUUCAUAAUGCGAGCAGUGUUGAUGUGGACGAUAAGCGAUUUUCCAGCGUAUGGGAUGCUUUCAGGUUGGACGACGCAUGGUCGGUUGGCGUGCCCAUAUUGUCAAGAUGAGACAGGUGCGUUCUGGUUACGUAAUGGACGAAAACAUAGUUGGUUUGAUUGCCACAGAAGGUUUUUAGAUGAAGAUCAUCCUUACAGGAAAAACACUCAAGCAUUUACACGGGGAAAAACAGUUCUAGAUCCUCCUCCACCAUGGUUGACCGGAGAAGAAAUAUUGCGUGAGAGGAUAAAUAAUAUAGAAGGUUUAUCGAAGUCCGUUGAAUGUGGAGGGAAUGGACAUGAUAAUCCAUCCAAGACAAUAGCUGAAUACGGAGUUACUCACAAUUGGGUAAAAAAGAGUAUUUUCUGGGAGUUACCGUAUUGGGAAACUCAUCUUCUUCGGCAUAACCUUGAUUUCAUGCUCAUUGAGAAGAACUUCUUCGAUAACCUCACGAACACAUUGUUAAAUGCUCCUGGGAAGACAAAAGACAACAUCAAAAGCAGAUUGGAUCUUCCAGGACUAUGCAAAAGGCGCGAUUUAGAGAUGAAAGAGGAUGGAACGAUGCCCGUGCCAAUAUUCAGGCUGUCAAAUGCGGCAAAGCGAGAAUUCCUUCUGUGGCUGAAAAAUGACAUAAAAUUUCCCGAUGGGUACGCCUCCAAAUUUAGUCGAUGUAUUGACGAAAGCAAUUUAAAGCUACAUGGCUUGAAAAGUCAUGAUUGUCAUGUCAUAAUGGAACGACUAUAUCCAUUUGCGUUCGCUGAACUCCUUCCAAAAAUUGUUCAUACGGCAAUUAGAGGUAUUUAUUUUUUAUAUCAUUUUAAAAUUUACUAUAAUUGAUGUUAUAACUUUAAUGUUUUGUUUACAGAUAUUGCCCUCUUUUUCCGAGAUAUCUCCUCGAAGAUUUUGAAAGAAUCAGAUGUUGGUCUUUUAAAGGCAAAUAUUGGUGUGAAGCUUUGUAACUUGGAAAAGAUAUUUCCUCCAUCAUUCUUCGAUGUUAUGGAACAUCUUCUUGUGCACCUUCCAGAUGAGGUAGCCUUAGGAGGCCCCGUCCAUUUUAGGUGGAUGUAUGUAUUUGAAAGAUACAUGUACCAUUUGAAGAAGAUGGUCAAAAACAAAGCACACAUUGCAGGUUCGAUAGUUGCACAAUGGAUAAACGAGGAGAUUUCAAGAGCAUCCUCAAAUUUUUUUGGGAAUCCCGAAAUCAUGAGCAUUCCAGAAGGUCCAAGUGAUAUUCGUUUCUCAUACACUUAUUCGGAUGUACCACCUUUGUUUUACCAUGAAGGGAGAAUCAGUGGUCAAUGCUCAACUGGUUGGUUAAAUGAUGAAGAUAACACCGUUCUUCAGACAUUUAUGAUGCUCAACUUUGAAACAUUUGCUCCAUAUGAAAGGUACUUUAAUAUUAUGAAAAUAUAAUAAAAAUACAUAUUUCUAGUUACAUAAUUAAUAUUUUAAAUGUGUGUAGGAUGUUUGAAGAAUAUAUGACGCGGAGUAUUCCUGAAAUUACUCCAGCUGCAAUGCAAAAAGCGAAAGACACUAAGUUUGCUGAGUGGUGCAAAGACUAUGUGAGUUUUUGUUUUUAUAUUAUCAAGUUUCACAAUUUAUUUAAUUAAACUUGUAAUUUAUAACAAUGUUAUUUUAUUGCAGAUUAAUGAUGCGACUCAGUUUUACACAUUUCCUAUGUGGAUGUUGGAUUUUGUACAAGGUCCUAGGCGCAGUUAUAGGUCUUGGCCAAUAUACCACACACGGGGAUACACUUUCCACACACAUAACCACGGUCAAGAUAGGAAAACUCAACAUUAUGGUGUUUGUGUUCCUGGAACCAAUAAAACAGACUACUAUGGCCUCAUACAGGAGAUUAUGAUGGUGGAGUAUCAUGGUGAUGUUGGCUUGAAAGUCAUGGUUUUCAAAUGUUCGUGGUUUGACACCACGGAAAAUCGCGGUAUGAGAAUACAUCCAUCUGGUCUUGUUGAUGUUUCACCACGAAGACAAUAUGCCAAAUAUGAUCCUUUUGUAUUACCUGGUAAGUGAAAUAUAGUUAUGUGCUUGAGAUUUGAUGUUUGAUGAAAAGUCAUGAUUUGAAACUAUGAUGUUAUUGUAUCAUGAACAGGUAAUUGUGAUCAAGCAUGUUUUAUUUCUUAUCCACGGGUACGUCGACAUUCAGCGGAUGAUUGGUGGGCAUGCGCAAAAAUUAUUCCUCGAGGAAUCCGAGAAACGUCAGAAAUUGCUUUAACUGCUUGGCAGGAUAAUAGACGUGACCAAGUUGCGGAAAGUUCAUUGUUACGGGUGGAAACACAUGUUGUUGACGAUGUGUCUGAUUAUGAUAUUGCUCCGGUGAAUCCUCCAAACGAUGAAUAUGUAUCAGAUGUCGAGGUACAAUCAGACGGUGAUUCGGAAUAGUGAAAUAUAUUCUAAAAUUGUAAAAUAUGAUGUGAGCUUGUAAAAUAUGUUGUAAGCUUGUAAAAUAUGUUGUGAGAUUGUUAAAAAAAAUUAUAUGAUGUAGAAUAUAUGGAAUAUGUAUGAAAUGUUUGGAUUGUAGUUGUUGUAUGAGUAUAAGGUUGAUAAGAAAAGGGUUUGGGGUUUAGGUGUCGUAGUUUAUGGGUUGGGUGUUUGUGGUUUCGCGUUGUUAAUAUAGCCACGAUUAUAUACUGGCUAUAUAGUGGCUAUGUGGAAAUUGGGACAAAACCAAUUGGUUUGGCUCCAAUUGUUUUUAGUUUGGCGCUUGAUAUUAGAAUUUAGCCACUGUAAUGGCGUGGCUAGUUCGUGGCUUCUCUAAAAUUUUGGUAAACCAAUUGGGUUUGGCUCCAAUUUAUUUGGUUUUGGCGGUUCUUAUUAAACAUAGCCACUGUUAGCCACUAUCUUUUCGUGGCUUUGCUGAAAAGGGUUUUAUACUGCGGUUUUCUUCUUUCUUCUCAACACUUAGAGAAAAAAAGGAGAAACUCGCGACACAACACAGAAUCGCCUUCUCUGAUUCUAGUCUCGCCGUCUCUGAUUCCAAGCCGCGCCGUCUCCCGCCUCCCGCCUCCCGCCUCAAUCUCUCACCUCUCAAGGUAACCCUCUCUCUCUUCCCCUGACUUGAACCCUUCGAUUCCCGAUUAGAUAUGAUGUUUUAAGGUUUCCGAUUUCUCUGUGUCUUCUUUGUGUUCGUCUUGCAUGUUUAGUUCUUGUUUUCGAUCUAGACUCUCGUUUUUUGUUUUGUUUUGUGAGCUCAAGGGUUUUCGAUCUAGGGUUUUAGUCUGUCUAUUUUGUAAUUAGGCUUUCUACUUUGUAAGCUCUAGGGCUUUCGAUCUAGGGUUUUAGACUAUCUACUUUGUAAGCUCGCUGUUUCUGUCUCUGUAAUGUCUCUCUUUGUUUUUUUUUUUUUUGUAACACCUAAUGUCUCUCUUUGUUUUCUCUAAACGAUGAAUAUGUAAGAUCUAAUGUGUUUUCUUUGGUUGUUAACAGAUGAACUCAACAAGAGUACAUGGAACACAUGUUGCGUCUCCUCCUAUGCCUCCUGGUGCUACUGGACACGUUUUUAACCAUGCUGGAUCUCCUCCUAUGCCCCCUGGUGCUACUGGACCCGCUUUUAACCAUCCUGGAUCUCCUCCUAUGCCUCCUGGUGCUACUGGACCCGCUCAAAACCAUACUGCUUCAUCAUCUCGUUCCAACAGCUACCCGCAAAUGACCCUUAAUGCAAUGCUCAAUUCACCUGCUCGGCUCUUACAGCCACAUCUCCAUCCCGAUAAGCUGAAUGGAGCUUUAUGGUAAGAUCACUUCCUCCUCUUGGAAUGUUUCUUUUAUUUGAAUUGUGUCUGUGAUUGCCUAGGAUUGAUUCUGUUAGGAUUGUUUUGUGAUAGUUUCUGUAGGAUUUUGUCAUAGUAUUGUUUCUGUUAUGUUUCUGUUACUAAUGUUUGUUAUCAUCUUAGGUUUGGUAUUGACCCAUCUGUCCAUGCUUUCAUCCGUGCAACUUGGAAAGGAUACUACAUGGGUCCUUGGAAGAGUUGGAGGAAGGUUCCUGAGGAAAGGAAGGAUUCAUGGUGGCAAACGUUUGUGCAAAAUUUCUACUGGGAGUCUCAGUUUGAUGACUUGGUCUACGGUCUGUGGAAGAAAGAAACUUGGACAACCAUUGGUGAAAGGAUUAGCAAGAAGAAGAGGCAACACAAGAAGCCAAAGUACAUCAGUGAUAGCGACUGGACACUCCUUCUGGAGUAUUGGGCAACUGAUUCAGCUAAAAAGAAAAGCAAUAAGGCUGCUACCAGCCGCAAGUCUGAUCCGGUGGGUAAAGGUUGCCACAAGCAUAAUGCAGGACCUAGGUCUUUUGCAAGGAUAGCGUAUAACAUGGUAUCUUCCAUGUCUAUGCUCUGAAAUAUAUUUUUUUCUAACUGUCUUCCUAAUUUUUUUUUUUUGCAGAAGCAAGCGUCUGCUACGGGAGAACCACCAUCCUACACUGCCCUUGUCAGGGAGACACACUCCCGACCAGAUGGGACUUUUGUGGACUAUCGUGCUGAAGAACUGGUAACUCAGGCCGAGAUGGAAGCCACACAGCUCUCUAACACUGAAGGAUCACCCGGGAGUCCAAGUGCAUCAUCUGCUCCUUCUCGCCUCAUGUUAAACAAAGCUUAUCUGAAGGUAUGAUCACUUAACAUUUUCAUUCUCGGGAAUUUUUUUUAUGUUCUGUUCUGUUUUGAAAAUUUCAUUGCAUAUGAUCAAUUUAUUUAAACUGUUGAUUGUGUUACCUGAGUUGAUCAAAUUGCCUUAUGUUAGCUUCUGUUUUGUCUUGCUUGGUUUUGAAUAUUUUUCCAUUUCUCUUACAGAAUGCUAAGAGUAAGAGGGGAUAUGUUUAUGGACUGGGCAGUGAACAAUACAGGGAGCAUGCGCCUUCUACACGCGUCCCCAAUGGUCUUGCCCGCAACCUGGAGGUGGAGAUGCGUGUGGGCGGUCUUGAGACAAGCCUCCAACGUGUCACUGCUGAUGUUGCUGGGGUGAAGCAGGACGUCUCAGACAUGAGGCAGGACUUUGCAUCAACAAGGGAAGCAAUCAAUCAGCUCCUCCAAACACUUAGGCCCCCGCAAGCACCUACUGGACAGACUUCUGAUCAGCCUUGAUCAGCCUCAAGCACCAACUCCUCAGCCUAAUCCUCCCAAUGGCAUUUAGAAGUUGGUUGUUUAUCUUAUAACCUCUUUUGUAACAAGGUCUUUUGAUAGUAUUCUUAGACUCAAAACUCUUAACUUUGUCUAUGUAAGUUUUUAUGAAUGAUGAAUCUAAGACUUAUCUUUUAUAUAUAUAUAUAUAUGAAGUUGUCGUGUUUAUUGAAUGUGCAAUGUUUAAUAAUUUGAAUGGAUAUCUAAUAUGAAAAAUUGGGUAAUUAAAACUAACCAAACGAAAUGCUUUUAAAAACCGUGGCUACAACAAAGCCACUAAAACACAGUGGCUAAACCGUGGCUACGUUGGCUAGAAUAGCAACGAAGAAAAUAGUAGCACAAACGUGGCUAACCUAGCUACGAAAAGCCAUAAUUUUUUUUAGCCACGAGGCUAUAGCUACUGUAAUUUUCGGACAAAUAAGCGUGGCUGUUUUCUUUUGUAGCCACGAAUAUUUUCUCUAUAGCCACGUUUUUGUAGUGGCUAUGCGGUGGAUUUUUACUAGUGAUUUGGGAUUGACACAACUAAACAUUUAAAUUAAGCAUAACAUAAUUCAUAUACUAGUAGCCUAUCUCAUAUACUGCCAUUUUCUUCCAACUUGUAAACAACGGGUGUCUUCAUUUUCAUUUUGUUCUUUAGGUUUGUCAUGAAUGAGUUGAAAGAGUAAUAGUAUUUCUAUACUAUUUUAUGAAAUGGAACAAACUGUAUUUCUUUCAAAUUAGGCUCUUCUCUUAUUUGCCAUGUUUAUUAAUAUAUAAUGUACUACUUAGUAAGUUAUAUUUUAUUUGAUGCUUGAAAGAGAGGGUUUAAUUUUGUUCGCUGUUGUUUCAUAUUCUAUUGAUAUGAGUUUUGUAUUGGUAUAUACAUGUGUUUUAUAUUAGUUUGUAUAUGAUUUUGUGAAGAGAAAUAUUAUAUUGAACGUAAAUGGAAUAGAAUUUAUUAUGACAUCAAAUAGAAAAAGAAUACAAUGUGAUAUUGAAUGGGAAUGAUAUUCAUAUGAUGUUGUCUCUUCCACCUCUUUUCUCUAAUGCCGUCAAUAUUCAUUUCUAUUCGCUACAAUCAAUCUGAAUUUGGGGUAAGCAUUACCUCUUUCCCUAUAGACACUUCAAAAUUUGAACAAUAUAUAUGUACUAUGCUAUAUCGUUUGUUACCUUUUCUAUUAUAUAUGCUCAUGUAGAAUGAAAAUGCAUGUUACUUGCAUUGGGUUUAGUUUAUGAAAGAUUGAGUUUGACAUUGGAUUAAUGUAUGUAUUUUUGUGUAUGGUUUAGUGAUUAGUUGAUAGGGUUUAGUUUAUGUAUGAUUGGGGUUGACAUUGUUGCAAGCAUUACCACCUUCCAUGAAGGCAUAUCUAUAUCAACAUUGUGAAAUAUGUUAAAAUGAUUUUUAGAUUGCAACUACAUUUUCACAUUUUCUAUUUUAUAUGUCUCAUGUAGAAUGGUAAUGCAUCUUACUUGCAUUUCGAAAUUUGGAUUUAAUUUAUGAAAAUUGGGGUUGACAUUGGAUUAGGGUUGACUAUCGUUACAUGUUUUUGAACCUGUAAAAAUUGUACUAUAACCUAUAUCGUAUAGUUUAAUAUUACAUAAUAUAAUUUAAUAUUAUAUAAUAUUACGUAUUUUUAGAUUUUGAUAUUUGGGUUUAGGAUUCAUAUUUAGAUUAAGGUUUAGUGAUUAGAAUUUAUGGUUUAGUAUUAAAAGGUGAAGGAAUAUGGUUGGGAUCAUCAUUAAUUUCUUUCAUGUAAUCAUAGAUUUUUUAUAAUUUCACUAAUAUGUACUAUGUUAUUUAUUUUGUUCUAUUAUGUUUGGGUUAGAGUUUAUAUUUGGGUUCAUGGUUUAUAUUUGGAUAAGAGGUUAGUGAUUAUAAUUUAGGGUUUAGUAUUUAGAAUGUGAGGAAUAUCGUUGAGGUCAACAUUAACUUGUUCCAUGCAAGCAUAGAUAUUUCAUAAUUUUACCAAUAUGUACUAUGUUGUUUAUUUUGUUCUAUUCUAUUUGGGUUAGAGUUUAUAUUUGGGUUUAGAGUUUAUAUUUGGGUAAGAGUUUAGUGAUUAUAAUUUUGGGUUUAAUAUUUUGAAGGUGAGAGGAUAUGGUUAGGAUCAACAUUAACUUCCUCCAUGCAAUCAUAGACAUUUUAUAAUUUUACCAAUAUGUAUUUUGUUAUUUAUUUUGUUCUAUUCUAUUUGGGUUAGAAUUUGUAUUUGAGUUUAGUGUUUAUAUUUGGGUAAGGGUUUAGUGAUUAUAAUUUAAGAUUUAGUAUUUAGGGAUUGAGGUGUGAUUGGGACAAUGUUUAGUAUCUAGGGUUUAGGGUUGGGAUAUGUUUAAUAUUACAUGUUGUAGGUGAAGUUAUAAUUCUACACUACUUCAGUUUAUGGAAUAGAAUAUUUGGUGUACAUAUAUGUGAGUAAUAACAUGUGGAUGACUCCUUCUUUCUAAUGAAAUAUUUUUAUACAUACUUGAUCAUGUAUUACAUAGACUACGUGGACACACAAAACAUAUUUUUAUCGGAUAAUGACAGAGAAAGGGUAUAACCGGAUGAAAUAUGGUGUAAAUGUUAGUUUUCGUCAAAAUCAUUAUCACUCACUUUAUUUAUUGGCAUAUACACCCCUUUUUAAACAUCUUUAUUUAUUUAUUUUUCUGUUUUUGUAUGACAACUAAAAUUUAAAAAGAAAAGAAAAUACUAAACCGAAAAAGCCUACAGACCAGACCUACACAGACUGAGACUGAGAUGGUCUCAGCCAACAUUUACUUUCUGUUAUAGAGGACAAGAGGGAAAAGACCGACACCAAAAGGCUCGCCUCCGUGUUGGUCCCCACAAUUAACUUUCUUGGCCAUAUAAACAUAAUUUCGGUCUAUUUGUGCAUCGAAGUUAAAUGAUGAAACUAUUUUAAUUGCAAAGAAGAGAAGAAGUUUCAAAGACUAGUUAGUUAGAAAAGUCUUUUAACGAAUGUAUGAGAUCUUUGUGGUGGAGAAGUACGCACUAAUUAAAAACAAUACUUAACAUGUCAAAUUAUUUAACGAGAGCACUUGAUGAUUAGUUUCCUGAUAUUUUAUGUUUUAGAAAACGUAUAUGUAUUUGAUUUUGAUUUUUAUAAACUAAUACUCAGAUUUAAAUAAAACAAUGCAAUAUGAUGAUAUGUUUGGACAUAAAAUUUUUCUCUUUUGCUUAUCCACUUACUUGAAGUACGGCAAAAGAGUUAUACUGACCAGCAAUAUUCAUCGAAUAUAGACAGAAGAAAGAUCCAGUGAACAUGAUCGGACAAAGUAACGAGAACAUAUAAAUAAUUUAAAUCAAUCAAAUAUUACAUAGAAAGUGAUUAUUUAAUCAUGCGUGCUCCAACACCAGCAUUUGUAAUUCAAUUUUGAAUUUUUUUAUGUAUUGUAGUAGUCACGUGAAAUUCAAAUUAACACAUCUAUCAUGUUCUCUCUUUUGAUUUUGGCAUAUAUGGCAUCCAUUCUUUAGAGAGAUAGUGUGGGGUUACUUUUACGGUGGCCUGAUCUUUACAUAUAGCCCUAUAUAAUUCAACUAGCAGGUUCUUUCUUUUGUAAUUGAAUAUGAUCGGUUCCUCUGAUCAAACGGAUAAAGAAAACUAGAGAUUCAUGCCUCCUGGGUUUUUGUAUCUUGCUGCAGAGAUGACAAUGGAAUGUGAACAAUGGACAACAACAGUAUGAGAAUGGCAAUGGAACGUUGAGCCAUAUCUGUUUUUUUUUUUCAAUUAGAGAUUAAAACAAUGGCAAGCGUGUCAUGGGCAAUGCAUCGUGGACAUCAUGUCGUGGACAGAGUAGUGGACAUUAUUAUGCCAUGGAUAACACAACUUAGCAAGUGUUUCUAACAUAUUUAAUAUGCAAAAAUCAAAAGUGUGUACCAAAUAUGAGAAUCAAACGAGUCAUUCAAUCCUAAUGUUUGACACAAGCAGUACAUAUUUAGCUUAUAUUUACAAAAUACAUUUUUUUCUAGAGGCGUACAUCGUACACUGACCACAUCUUCUUUUUUUUUUUUUUGUAAACAACACUGACCACAUCUUCAUUAUGAUUUUAUUUUAAAAAAUAUAAUUUAUGCUAGUGUUUUGUAAGCAAACAUCAAUGCAUUCAGUCAUUGUCUUAAGCUGUAAAACACAUAAGCAUUGAUUUACCAAACUCUUGAUACCGUAGAGAAUAUCAAGAAACAGAAACAAUCUUGUAGAUAAUUUAGAAGAUGUGUUCUGACUUCAGGAAAGUUUUUUACAAGAUGGUAUAUUAAGAUGAAGUCUGUAAAAAUUCAAUGCUUCAAACUCUGAGAUCUAACACGAUGAAGAUGAACAUUUUAUAUUUUUAUACUAAUUCAUAUAACUAGAACGUUGAAUUAUUCAAAUUGUUGAGAGACAAGAUCCAAGAUACAAGAUAUAAGAUCCAAGAGAGA
Molecule: messenger RNA, 11300 nt
Organism: Brassica rapa (field mustard)
Lineage: Eukaryota; Viridiplantae; Streptophyta; Magnoliopsida; Brassicales; Brassicaceae
Source: RefSeq, a predicted model, not a curated record